AUGGAUGAUGAAGGAGGCCUGGUAGCGCUACUAUCCCAAGAUACACAGCGAGAAGACUUGCUUGUUACUCAAGCAUACGCACAUCUCGACAGCAAAGAGCCAACCCAAAUCAGAUACCAAAUGCCUCACUGUCUAGUACUACGAGAGCACGAGUCGAGCCGUCGUUCAAUAAUUGGGCAAGCUAUAGUUCUGGGAGGAUGUUCGGCCUCUGGUGCUACUAUUGGCCCAUGGUUUAACUUGCAAUUUAAUUUCCGUGGCGCGUCUAACUUGACGAUCUCUUGGGGGCAGUGUCCCGCCUAUGAAGAGAAAGAUCUUUCUUUGAUGACUUGUAGUAUGGCAAUAGACCCGUUAGAUCUUAAGGUCUGCCGGAUCCCAUUAUUUUCAUACUCAUCUGAGGUGCAGCACAACACAAGAGGAAUAGAUAUGAAUUGGCGUCAGAGAGACUUGGAUUUGAUACUUGGACGGCGAAAAAUUAGGGAAGACCCAGCACGAGAUUUAGAAGGUAGGCCAUAA
Molecule: messenger RNA, 513 nt
Organism: Botrytis porri
Lineage: Eukaryota; Fungi; Ascomycota; Leotiomycetes; Helotiales; Sclerotiniaceae
Exons: 1
Coding region: 1-513 (170 amino acids)
Source: RefSeq, a predicted model, not a curated record